Lacerta agilis (Sand lizard) is the source of this 556-nucleotide messenger RNA. Its product is annotated as unconventional myosin-XV-like. Lineage: Eukaryota; Metazoa; Chordata; Lepidosauria; Squamata; Lacertidae. Gene Ontology annotation, molecular function: ATP binding; cytoskeletal motor activity. Gene Ontology annotation, cellular component: myosin complex. The transcript has 4 exons. The record is from RefSeq and is a predicted model, not a curated record. The coding region runs from base 29 to 556 and encodes 175 amino acids.
ACUGGAAUCUCUUCCUCAUAGCGGAUUUAUGGUGGGUACGUCCAUCUCUCAGUACCUUUUGGAGAAGUCCAGAGUUGUUUUUCAGGGCCGAGGUGAAAGGAGCUUUCAUGUGUUUUAUGAGCUGCUGUAUGGUCUUCCAGUAGGACAAAAAGAGGAACUUUACCUGCAAGAGGCAGAGACUUACUUUUAUCUAAACCAGGGCCGAGUGUGUGAGCUUCCAGGAAAGCGGGAUGAUCAGGAUUUUCUGGUCUUGAUUAAGGCUCUCCAGAUGAUAGGUCUCUCCAGUGACCAGCUGAACUCCAUCUGGGCAAUGCUCGCUGGCAUACUGCAGUUGGGAAACAUCUGUUUUACAUCCUGUGAGAAAGAAUCCUCUGAGUUUGCACUCAUCCCCAGUGAAACGGAAAUCCAGAUCGUUGCCAGUUUGCUGCAUAUUUCGGCAGAUCUUCUUCAAAGGGCCAUCACCCACCGAGUGACUGUAAGCAUCUCUUUCUAUUGUUGGCACGUCUUGCUUCUUCUCAUCAUGUUUUUCACAAAGGAGGAUUUUGUGUUUAAGUGA